CCGAGCGUACACGGAAGCUCUGUUGACAUCUGCCGGUAUUCCACUUACACGCGUAUAACUUUCCGUUCCUGACGGUGUUGUUAGAAGUCUGUCACAGAAGACUGAAGAACUGUAGAACCAAGAGGAAGGUAGCAGAAAACCAUGUCUCCUCCAAGGCUGACAGGUGCGCUGCGUUCCUUCUCCAAUGUCAGCAAGAAGGAGGACUUUACUGAACAUCUUGAUGAUCUGAAGGCCAAGCGUCGAAAGAGACAUGAGUGGUUUGCCAGAGAUGGCCUGACAUGGCAGAAGAUAGUCCAUUUCUGCACUGAGGAACAGGACAAAGCUAAGCUGCAGGCUGCCAGUCAGGAACUGAAGAGUCUCCUUCUGGCUGCCAAACAGAUUGUGGGUACUGAGCAUGGUCAGGAAGCUAUUGAAAGUGCAGCUGUCUUUCUGUUUGAGACGUUCCACAACAAAGACCAUGUGGGCACAGAGGAGACCAGGGCCAUAAAACAGAUGUUUGGCCCCUUUCCAUCAUCAGCAGCUGAAGCCUCCUGUGCCUGUGUGGCUCGGCUGGUGGCUCCACUCGGUGGUUCCCAAAUUGAAGACUUUAUCCAGACCCAGAGCUCCCGUCACAACCAGCGAGGCUUGGGUUUUGGACGCAACAUUGCCUUUUCAUAUGAUUGCUACACACUGGACCCACUGGAGGACCUGACCUGCUCUAGUAUCUAUGAUGAGAGUGCGAGCCUAGACUUCAUCAAUUUCCUCAACAGCCAACAGAGUGGGAAAAAGGUCACCAGUGAGGAAGAUGUGCCCAGCUCAGGGAGAUCUCUGAGCUCUGGGGAUGGAUCAAUCCUUCAGACAGAAGUGGAGAAGUAUCUGAGCGGAGGGAACAUGAUUUCAUCCAACCCAGAGGAGCUGUGCACCUCCCUGUUUGAGAUGCUGGCCUCACAAAGGUGUGAUGAUGAGCUCCAGAAUGAGCUGUUUGAGCUGCUCGGCCCAGAGGGGCUGGAGAUGAUCUCCACCCUCCUCCAGCGAAGGGCAGCCAUCGUUGACUCCCUCCUCUCCAUCCCACCUGACAGGACUGGCUACCCAUCAGAUGGCAGCCGAAAAAUCAGUGGUGAAGUGACCAAGCCUGCCUAUGGGUGCCAGGUGACCAUCCAGUCAGAGCAGGAGAAACAAAUGAUGAAAAUGUACCGAAGGGAAGAGAAGAAAGAGAGGAAGAGAGCCAAAGGAACCGAUGAUGCCGACUUUUCAGAUGUAGUCAUGACCUUUGACCCAAGAGAGAUGAGAGCCCAGCGAGAGCAGGCCCUCCUGACUGCACGACGUGACCCUGUACUGAGCAGACAAAGAGUGUAUGAACGUAUCCAGUAUCCUAAUGUUUACGACAGCUAUGCAGAAGCCACAAAGACGCCUGCAUUUGUUGGAGGAGCCAGGAUGCUUCUACCAGAGGGAAUCCGAAGAGACAACAGUAAGAUGUAUGAGGAGGUGGAAAUCCCGCCCAAUGAACCAAUGCCCAUUGGCUUUGAAGAGAAGCCUGUCUACAUCUCUGAACUCGAUGAGAUUGGGCAGCUGGUGUUUAAGGGGAUGAAGCGUCUGAACAGGAUCCAGUCCAUGGUGUUUGAGACGGCCUACAACACCAAUGAAAACCUUCUGAUCUGCGCUCCAACCGGUGCUGGCAAGACCAACAUCGCCAUGCUGACUGUCCUUCAUGAGAUACGCCAGCACCUGCAGCCCGGUGGCGUCAUCAAGAAGGAUGAAUUCAAGAUAGUAUAUGUGGCUCCAAUGAAAGCCUUGGCAGCUGAGAUGACUAAUUACUUCAGUAAGCGAUUGGAACCACUGGGCAUCACUGUUAAAGAACUCACUGGAGACAUGCAGCUAACGAAAGGAGAGAUCCUACGAACACAGAUGUUGGUGACAACUCCAGAAAAGUGGGAUGUUGUGACCAGGAAGAGUGUUGGAGAUGUGGCUUUGUCCCAGAUUGUGCGUCUUUUGAUCUUGGAUGAAGUUCACCUUCUACAUGAAGAUCGAGGACCAGUGCUGGAGAGCCUGGUGGCCAGGACCAUCAGACAGGUGGAGUCCACCCAGAGCAUGAUUAGGAUCCUUGGACUGUCAGCCACCCUACCCAACUACCUGGAUGUGGCUACCUUCCUCCAUGUCAACCCCUACAUUGGCCUCUUUUUCUUUGAUAGUCGCUUCAGGCCAGUGCCUCUCGGACAGACGUUUGUUGGCAUCAAAACCACCAACAAGAUUCAGCAGAUUCAUGACACGGAGGAGGUUUGUUACAACAAAGUUCUGGAACAAGUUAAAGCAGGUCAUCAGGUGAUGGUGUUUGUCCAUGCUCGUAAUGCCACAGUGAGGACAGCCAUGGGGCUUAUCGAGAUGGCCAAGAAUCAUGGAGAAACGUGUUUUUUUCAACCGGACCAGGGUCCAGACUAUGGCCAAUGUGAGAAACAGAUCCAACGCUCCAGGAAUAAGCAGAUGAAGGAGAUUUUCCCAGAAGGCUUUGGAAUCCACCAUGCUGGGAUGUUGCGGUCUGACCGUAACCUGAUGGAGAGUAUGUUCUCCAAAGGCCACCUCAAGGUGCUGGUCUGCACUGCUACCCUGGCCUGGGGAGUGAACCUGCCAGCCCAUGCAGUUAUCAUCAAGGGCACUCAAAUUUAUGAUGCCAAGCGCGGUACUCUGGUGGAUCUGGGCAUCCUGGACGUCAUGCAGAUUUUCGGACGUGCAGGUCGUCCACAAUUUGACAAGUAUGGCGAGGGCACCAUCAUCACCACCCAUGACAAACUAAGUCAUUACCUGACACUGCUCACCCAGCAGAAUCCUAUUGAGAGUCAGUUCCUGGACAGCCUGGCUGACAAUCUAAACGCUGAGAUUGCUCUGGGGACAGUCACUAAUGUGGAGGAGGCUGUGAAGUGGCUCAGUUAUACUUACCUCUAUGUCCGCAUGAGGGCCAACCCACUGGCAUAUGGUAUCAACCACAAGGCUUAUCAGAUGGAUCCAGCUUUGGAGCUGUACAGGAAGGAGCUGGUGGUGGAGGCAGGCAGGAAGCUGGACAAGGCCAGGAUGAUCCGCUUCGAGGAGCGCACUGGCUACUUCGCCUCCACUGACCUGGGCAGGACUGCCAGCCACUUCUACAUCAGAUACAACACCAUAGAGACGUUCAACGAGCAUUUCAACUCUCAGCGAACCGAGGCGGACAUCCUCAGUAUUGUGUCCAAGGCCGAAGAGUUUGAACAGCUCAAGGUCCGUGAUGAGGAGAUGGAAGAACUGGAGCAGAUGUUGUGUAACUACUGUGAGCUGCCGGCUGCAGGCGGCGUGGAGAACGGCUACGGCAAAGUCAACAUUUUGCUGCAGACCUACAUCGGCAGAGGAGAGGUGGACAGCUUCUCCCUCAUCUCAGACUUGUCAUAUGUGGCACAGAAUGCUGCUCGGAUUGUGAGGGCUUUGUUUGAGAUUGCUCUGAGAAAGCGGUGGCCAGCCAUGACCCACCGCCUGCUCACUCUCUGCAAAGUGAUUGACAAGCGGCUGUGGGGCUUUGCCCACCCUCUCCGCCAGUUCCCCAACCUGAGCCAUGUUGUACUAAACCGUUUAGAGGAGAAGAAGCUGUCUGUGGACAAACUGAAGGAAAUGAGGAAGGAUGAAAUUGGUCACAUGCUACACCACGUCAACAUCGGGUUAUCGGUCAAACAGUGUGUCCAUCAGAUUCCCUCAAUCACAAUGGAGGCUGGCAUUCAGCCAAUCACACGCACAGUCUUACGUGUUCGGCUAGUUGUCACGCCUGACUUUCGCUGGAAUGACCAGGUGCAUGGGUCAGUGGGUGAGCCUUGGUGGUUGUGGGUAGAAGAUCCCAUCAAUGAUCACAUCUACCACUCCGAGUACUUCCUCCUGCAGAAGAAACAGGUGGUGACAGGAGAACCUCAACACAUUGUAUUCACUAUUCCCAUCUUUGAGCCAUUGCCCUCCCAGUACUACAUCAAGGCAGUGUCUGACCGCUGGCUCGGGGCCGAGGCCGUCUGUAUCAUCAACUUCCAGAACCUCAUCUUACCUGAGAGACAUCCACCACACACUGAGCUACUCGACCUGCAACCAUUGCCGGUGACAGCUCUGGGUAAACAGGAGUACGAGAGCCUGUACAAGUUCACUCACUUUAACCCCAUCCAGACCCAGAUCUUCCACACGCUCUACCACACUGACACCAAUGUCCUGCUGGGGGCACCAACAGGCUCUGGAAAAACUAUUGCAGCAGAAAUGGCCAUGUUCCGGGUCUUCAACGAGUAUCCAUCUUCUAAGGUGGUAUAUAUCGCCCCUUUGAAAGCCCUGGUGAGAGAGAGGAUCGAGGACUGGAAGAUCAGAAUUGAGGAGAAACUAGGAAAGAGAGUCGUAGAGCUGACAGGUGACGUGACUCCAGACAUGAGAGCUAUAGCUCAGGCUGACCUCAUCGUCACCACACCAGAGAAGUGGGAUGGAGUGAGCAGAAGUUGGCAGAACCGAAGCUACGUUCAGAAAGUAGCCAUUCUCAUCAUUGAUGAGAUCCACUUGCUGGGCGAAGACAGAGGUCCAGUGUUAGAGGUCAUUGUGUCCAGGACCAACUUCAUCUCCUCUCACACUUCAAGAAGUGUUCGAGUCGUAGGUCUGUCUACAGCUCUGGCCAACGCUCGAGACCUUGGAGACUGGCUGGGAAUUGGACAGGUGGGGUUGUUUAACUUCCGUCCGUCUGUGCGCCCCGUUCCACUGGAAGUUCACAUUCAUGGUUUCCCAGGACAACACUACUGCCCCCGUAUGGCCAGCAUGAACAAGCCCACCUUCCAAGCGAUACGCAGUCACUCUCCAGCCAAGCCAGUGCUGAUUUUUGUGUCAUCACGAAGACAAACUCGUCUGACCGCCCUGGACCUCAUUGCUUAUCUGGCCACAGAGGACAACCCGAAACAGUGGCUUCACCAGGACGAGAGAGAGAUAGAGGACAUCAUCGCCACAGUGAGGGAUUCCAACCUGAAGUUAACGCUGGCCUUUGGUAUCGGCAUGCAUCAUGCAGGCCUUCAUGAGAGAGACAGGAAGACUGUUGAGGAGCUGUUUGUCAACUGUAAGAUCCAGGUUCUAAUUGCCACUAGUACUCUGGCCUGGGGAGUCAACUUCCCUGCUCAUCUAGUGGUUGUGAAGGGAACUGAGUACUAUGAUGGCAAAUCCAGACGCUAUGUGGACUACCCCAUCACAGAUGUGCUGCAGAUGAUGGGGCGAGCAGGUCGUCCUCAGUUUGAUGACCAGGGAAAAGCAGUUAUUCUCGUCCAUGACAUCAAGAAGGAUUUCUACAAGAAGUUCCUCUACGAGCCGUUCCCAGUUGAGUCCAGUCUUCUCAGUGUGCUGUCAGACCAUCUGAAUGCUGAGAUUGCUGCUGGAACCAUCUCGUCCAAACAGGAUGCCAUGGACUACAUCACCUGGACGUACUUCUUCAGACGGCUGGUGAUGAACCCCAGUUAUUACAGCCUAGAAGACAUCAGCCAUGAGUCCAUUAACAAAUAUCUGUCUAACUUGGUGGAGAGAAGCCUACGAGACCUUGAGUGUUCCUACUGCAUAGAGAUAAAAGAGGAUGAUCGAACGAUUGAGCCGCUGACUUAUGGUCGCAUCGCCUCCUACUACUACCUGAAGCAUCAGACCAUCCGCACAUUCAAAGAGCAACUGAGAGCUGAGCUGUCCGUCCACGAGCUGCUGUCUGUUCUCACGGAUGCGGAGGAGUAUGCUGAGCUGCCUGUCAGACACAAUGAGGACCAGCUGAACAGCCAGCUGGCUCAGCAGCUCCCCCUGCAGGUCAACCCCCACUCCUACGACAGCGCCCACACCAAGACCCACCUGCUGCUGCAGGCCCACUUCUGCCACGCCCAGCUACCGUGCAGCGACUACACCACGGAUACCAAGACCGUUCUGGACAACGCCAUCCGAGUCUGUCAGGCAAUGCUGGAUUUAGCUGCCAAUGAAGGCUGGCUUGUUACGGCCAUCAGUAUCUGCAACCUGGUGCAGAUGAUCGUACAGGGCCGCUGGCUGCACGACUCCUCAUUACUAACACUACCACAUGUAGAACAACAAGACCUCUAUCUGUUCAGGAAAUGGUCCAACAAAAAGGGGAGGAGUGACAUGGGAGGCUUCAACGGGCCGAUCGAAGGGCUUCCUGAACUGAUUGCUGCCUGCAAUGGAAAAGAAAGUGUUUUUGCUGCUAUGGUUGGCCACGAGUUUCAAUCAAAUCAGAUUGCCCAGGCGUGGACCUUCCUGAGUCACCUCCCAGUGCUGCAGGUUGACAUGAGUGUGAAGGGCUGGUGGGAGGAGAGCCAGGAGCAGACGGAGCGUCCCCUCCAAGCAGCUGGACUUAACUUGAGGGAGGAGAGCAGCUGGCUGGAUGUCCACGCUGACCAGGAGUACGUUCUGCAGGUGUCACUGAGACGCAUCAAUCAGGUCCAGCAGAGGAGGAAACAGGACAGCAAGGCCCAGGCUCCCAGGUUCCCCAAGGUGAAGGACGAGGGUUGGUUCCUCAUCCUGGGAGAGGUGGACCGAAGGGAGCUGCUGGCGGUCAAACGAGUGGGAUACGUGCGCAACCACACAGUUGUGUCUGUGGCCUUCUAUACACCAGAAAGGACUGGAAAAUGCAUCUACACGCUGUACCUGAUGAGUGACAGCUACCUGGGCCUGGACCAGCAGUACGACAUCCAUCUAAACGUAACACCUGCCAGCAUUGCUUCCCAGGUCAACACUGAGGUGUCGGACUCAGGGACUAAAAUGUCCCGCCGCUAAGGAACAGUGACUGAGAACCCCACGUCAUCUCAUCAUGUUUGUUGUCACUGAGCUGUGAUGUUUAUGCUGGAAUUUACUAUUUUGUUCUACCAACUUCAUAUCAGCUCGUCAUGUCUACUUGUUCUUCAGUUAUUGCUUUCCUAACUGCGGAAGUGCUUCCACUUCUUGCACAGUUUGUGUCACUUCAUUGCAUUUUGCUCUGCCAUGGCUGCUGUCAAAGAAAGGUACAUUUGUGCCCUAUUUCCUUACAAUUUCUCUGAUUGUUUAAUAUAAGUUGGGAGUCCAGGAUGUCGACAGAUCUGUUGUGAUUCUUUCAAUGUGAAAAAAAUGUUUUAUUUCACUUAUUUUGUGUUUUUAUUGAUUUAUCCGGAUUUAACACUGAAUCACAUCAAGUAACAAGCUGCUGCUGCAUGGCUCUCUAUGACCUAGAACUUGUUUGUUGUACUUCUGGCCACAGCGCAGUCACUGAUGUCACAGUAGAUAUUUAAUUUUUGUUAAGGAAUGCAAAAUUCCUGCUGGAGCAACUGCUGGACAAUAGUUCUUUACCAUUUCAGAUGGUGUAGUCUUCUUCUUCAAGGUUUGUUUUCUGAGAUGAAAUACAAUAUAACAGGGCAACAAGACUAUUCUGUUCCACAUGUUCCAUGAAAUAAAGCUUUCUUUCGCUUGAA
This is a messenger RNA of Stegastes partitus (bicolor damselfish), 7424 nucleotides long. It is a transcript of the gene ascc3, whose product is annotated as activating signal cointegrator 1 complex subunit 3. Gene Ontology annotation, molecular function: nucleic acid binding; ATP hydrolysis activity; ATP binding. The transcript has 42 exons. The coding region runs from base 142 to 6756 and encodes 2204 amino acids. NCBI's taxonomy places the organism in Eukaryota, Metazoa, Chordata, Actinopteri, Pomacentridae. The record is from RefSeq and is a predicted model, not a curated record.